Molecule: messenger RNA, 1988 nt
Organism: Helianthus annuus (common sunflower)
Lineage: Eukaryota; Viridiplantae; Streptophyta; Magnoliopsida; Asterales; Asteraceae
Product: ankyrin repeat-containing protein ITN1
Exons: 4
Coding region: 190-1914 (574 amino acids)
Cellular component (GO): plasma membrane
Molecular function (GO): protein phosphatase 1 binding; protein phosphatase regulator activity
Source: RefSeq, a predicted model, not a curated record
CCAGCUCACCAUUCCACUUGUAGCAGACACCAAAAUAAGUUUUCCUGAACAUUUGGAAUCUGCUUAGACACUUCUACAUACUCUUCCCGGGAGUUACCAUUUACACAUGCAUUUCAGAGACUGCCACAAGAAAGCUUGUUUGAUUCUUUAAUGUUUAUAUUGAUCAUGGUUUUAGAGAGCCAUUAAUCAAUGGCAGUUAUGGAUUGGAUGGUUAUGCAGGCAAUCGUCAAAGGUAACACGAAUGCGCUUAGGGAUAUAGUCAAACAUGAUGAACAAGUGCUCGAACGAAGAAUUGGAAACACUACGGUGUUACACCUCGCUUCGAAAACAGGAAACACUGAAAUGGUGUCGCUUGUUCUGGAAUUGAGGCCAGAAAUGGUGGCUGCUGAGAACAGUAACUUGGAGACUCCACUUCAUGAAGCGUGUCGCAUGGGACAUGAGAAGGUGGUCAGAUUGCUCAUGGAGAAUAAUCAAUGGGUAGCUAGUAAGCUUAACCGUGAGAACCAGAGUGCCCUGUAUUUGGCUUGUAGUUACGGGCAUCUUAACAUUGUCGAUUUCCUCGUGAACCGCACUACUUGGUUGUUGGACAUUGUUGGUGAAGUAGACUGUCUCCAUGUUUGUGCAUCAAAACUCAAAAGGUCGAACAGAAUGUUACGAUUUAUUGCAAUUAUUAGAAGACUAUUUGAUAAGGGGUCAACCAUCAUUAGUGCUCUAGUGGUCGUCAUGGAUAUUGCUAAAAAGUUGCUUGAAAAGUGCGCGGAUCUUGCCAAUCAAAAAGACAUAAAUGGAUCCUUGGCAUUGCAUUGUGCUUGCAGAAGGGGGGAAUUGGAGAUUUCAAAAAUGCUACUAGAAAUGAACCCUGACCAAGCUUUGCAAUUCGAUAACAACGGCUACACGCCAUUGCACUUAGCUGCCAUAAAUGGAAAUGUUGCGAUCUUACAGGAGUUUGCAUCCAUAGAUCCUUUCUUCUUCCAACUUGCAUCGAAGCAUGGAGAGAAUGUGUUCCAUCUAACCCUAAGAUUCAAAAAGUUUGAUGCCUUCAAAUUUGUAGAUGGUAUCCUGAAGGGCACAUACCUGUUUUACCAACCUGACAAAUUUGGUAAUACCAUUCAACAUCUUGCUCAAAUGGAAGGUUUCCAUCAGUUUGAAGAAUACAUAAACAGUGAAACAAAAGAGCUAAUCAAUCAUCAAAAGAUUAGUGAAGUUGAAACACAAUCAAUUGAAGAGGAGAUGGAUAGAAAUUGUAGUUUUGAGAGUGAAAAAGAACCACAUAUAAAAGCGGACAAGAAUCGCCCAAAAAAAGAACAUAUAAAAAUACACAGAGAGGCACUGCAAAAUGCAAGAAACACAAUCACAGUAGUUGCAGUUUUGAUAGCAACCGUCGCAUUCACAGCCGGUAUAAAUCCUCCAGGUGGAGUCUACCAAGAUGGGCCUCUAAUAGGGAAGUCAAUUAUGCGCAAAGAACGAGCUUUCAAAAUCUUUGCUAUCAGUAAUCACAUUGCUUUGUUUGUAUCCAUGUGCAUCAUUGUAGUCUUGGUCAGCAUUAUUCCUUUCAGAAAAAAGCCACAAAAGCUGAUACUAGUAGCUGCUCACAAGACUAUAUGGGUCGCAAUAUCAUUCAUGGCUGUUUCAUAUAUUGCAGCCACAUGGGUAGUUAUGCGAAUGCCCCAUGAACGACAUAAAAUAGCUUGGACUUUUGAAGCUUUGAUAUCAAUUUGCGCUGGUACUCUUGGAUUCACUUUCUUUGGUUUAGGAGUCAUGUUUAUUAGACACCGAUUGAAAAAACACAAAUGGAGGAGAGAAAAGCUACAGUUGUUGGUGAAAAAUGCUAAGGAAAAAGACCAUCAUGACCUCUCAAUCUCUACAGUUUCAGAUAUUACUAGUUUUCAAAAGAAAGGUUUUUAUGCCAUUUGAACAUAUUUAAGUGUAUCAAAAGCUGAUUUUUAGGCUAAAUGUUAUCUAUUUCGCUGCUAUAUAAUAUGCAUGCU